Messenger RNA from Hippocampus comes (tiger tail seahorse), 1952 nucleotides. It is a transcript of the gene btbd9, whose product is annotated as BTB (POZ) domain containing 9. Gene Ontology annotation, cellular component: cytoplasm. Bases 174 to 1952 code for a protein of 592 amino acids. The record is from RefSeq and is a predicted model, not a curated record. Gene Ontology annotation, molecular function: protein binding. Gene Ontology annotation, biological process: modulation of chemical synaptic transmission; circadian behavior; adult locomotory behavior. The transcript has 12 exons. Lineage: Eukaryota; Metazoa; Chordata; Actinopteri; Syngnathiformes; Syngnathidae.
ACUCAAGACCCGGACGUGCUUUUGGGCCGCUGUGAUGUUGUUGGACAUUUGGGGGCUUUUCCUUUAAACGCGCAGAAUUAGUCAGCGUUUUUUGUUCUUUUGGUCUUUUUGGAAGAGUCUUUGAGUACUCGAAGAGUUUUUGUGCGAGCUGCUUGGUGGGCCCCGACACCGGCAUGAGCAACAACAGCCACCCCCUGCGGCCGCCGGCUUCGGUGUCGGAGAUCGACCACAUCCACCUGCUGUCAGAGCAGCUGGGCACGCUGGCGAUGGGUGAGGACUACAGCGACGUUACCUUCAUCGUGGAGGGCAAGCGCUUCCCCGCGCAUCGCGUCAUCCUGGCUGCGCGCUGCCACUACUUCAGGGCGCUGUUGUACGGUGGCAUGAAGGAGUCCCAGCCGCAGGCGGAGGUGAGCCUGGAGGAGACGCGGGCAGAGGCCUUCUCCAUGCUGCUGCGCUACUUGUACACGGGCCGCGCCAGUCUCAGCUCGGCCCGCGAGGAGGUGCUGCUGGACUUCCUGGGCCUGGCCCACCGCUACGGCCUGCAGCCGCUGGAGGACUCCACCUCUGACUUCCUGCGCACCGUCCUGCACACGGGCAACGUGUGCCUGGUCUUCGACGUGGCCAGCCUGUACUCGCUGAGCGCGCUGGGCGCCGCCUGCUGCUCCUACAUGGACAAGCACGCUCCCGACGUGCUCAACUCGGACGGCUUCCUGGCGCUCUCCAAGACGGCGCUGCUGACGGUGGUGCGGCGCGACUCGUUCGCCGCCAGCGAGCGGGAGAUCUUCCAGGCGCUGUGCCGCUGGUGCCGGCAGCGCAGCGAGAGCGGCGAGACGCAGGAGGUGAUGGCGGCCGUGCGGCUGCCGCUCAUGACGCUGACGGAAAUGCUGAACGUGGUGCGGCCUUCGGGCCUGCUCAGCCCCGACCACCUGCUGGACGCCAUCAAGCUGCGCUCGGAGAGCCGCAACAUGGACCUCAACUUUCGUGGCAUGCUCAUACCAGAGGAGAACAUCGCAACCAUGAAGCACGGCGCUCAGGUGACCAAAGGCGAGCUGAAGUCGGCGCUGCUGGACGGGGACACUCAGAACUACGACCUGGAUCACGGCUUCUCCAGGCACCCCAUCGAGGAGGACGGCCGGGCCGGCAUCCAGGUCAAACUGGGACAGCCGUCCAUCAUCAACCACGUGCGACUGCUGCUGUGGGACAGAGAUAGCCGCUCGUAUUCUUACUACGUCGAAGUUUCCAUGGACGAGCUGGACUGGGUUCGCGUGGUGGACCAUUCCAAGUUUUUGUGCCGCUCCUGGCAGAAUCUCUUCUUCACACCCAGAGUGUGCAGGUACGUUCGCAUUGUGGGAACGCACAACACGGUCAACAAGGUCUUCCAUCUGGUGGCUUUUGAGUGCAUGUUCACCAACCGCACCUUCACCCUGGAGCAAGGACUGCUGGUGCCCAGCGAGAACGUGGCCACGGUGGCGGAUAAAUGGAUGGGCUUAUUUAUUAGAGUGAGCCCCCGUUGUAUGCGGGGUCACACCUUCCACACCUGCCUGCAAGAGAAACCAAUUUCUGUCGGUCAUGCUCACUUUUUUGACGUUGUGCGCAGGCUCCUGCUGUGGGACUGCGACGAGCGCUCAUACAGUUACUACAUCGAGGUCUCUACCAAUCAGCAGCAGUGGACCAAGGUGGUGGACCGCACUCGAGUGACGUGUCGGUCCUGGCAGAGCCUCAAGUUCGACAAGCAGCCGGCUUCUUUCAUCCGCAUCGUGGGCACGCACAACACCGCCAACGAGGUCUUCCACUGCGUCCACUUUGAGUGUCCGGCCCAGUUGGACACAGAUGUGAAAGAAAGCGGAUCGGGCCCAGAUGGCUCGGAUUCAGCCCCUUCCUCCUCGCAGCCGCCGCGACCUCAACGGCCGUCGCGCGCGCACCGCCUACAAGCCUCUGUCAUCGUGCAGUAG